Molecule: messenger RNA, 807 nt
Organism: Dermacentor andersoni
Lineage: Eukaryota; Metazoa; Arthropoda; Arachnida; Ixodida; Ixodidae
Source: RefSeq, a predicted model, not a curated record
AUGGUGGUUCCGUACGCCACCUCGGAUCUUGGGGUGGCGGGUUCUUCGUUGAGCAGCGAGGUGCGACGAUGCUACCAGCUGGGAUUGCAAGCUCCCUCACUCUCAAAUGCCUUUAUGCAGUUCGCGCUGAAAACGAGGCGCUCGCUGGCCGCUAUGAAUGCGAACGAAAACAACCAGCCCGUUAGCAGCAGCCUGGCAAAGCUGUGGCAUCCUCUCAACGUCGCCGACAAGGGGCCCUUCCAGCGCAAGGUCGCCGAAGCUACCGAUGUCCACCGAAGGGAGUGCCCGGUCUGCGGGCACAAUCCGCGUGAAGCCCGCCGGCGGAAGAAGCAGGAGCUCAGUGACAUGCAGGUUACCAGCAAGCUGAAGAUCGACACUUCCUUAGACAAGGAGCAGCAGCCGAGCACUUCCAUGGUCGCGGCCCAGGGUCGAGGCAUGCCGAAGUUCCAGCAGCAACUGCAUCCGGCGCCAUUGCUGCCGACGCGAAGGAGCAAACACCGUGCUACCAUCAGUGCUGCCCGAGUCAGCGCUUCGGUCACCGGUCAGGGAAAGCUGAUUUCUAUUCCGGCAGCCACCGUCCCAUCCACGACCAAGGUUCGCUCGGCUGUGCGGCCCUACUGCGUGCACCGCUGCUGCAGACAUCCACCACCGUUACUGCAGGGGGCGAACAAAGGAAGUCACGUGGGUUCGGUGGUUCUCCUGCUCCAGGAAGCCGUUGAAACUGUUUCGUUGGUCAAGAUCACCAUCUACGAGUUUACCCAGGGGCUGGGCUUUGCCUCCAUGCCCUUUCAUUGCUUGGUCAUCUGA